Messenger RNA from Scheffersomyces amazonensis, 698 nucleotides. RefSeq names its product ubiquinol--cytochrome-c reductase subunit 7 (gene QCR7). The transcript has a single exon. Lineage: Eukaryota; Fungi; Ascomycota; Pichiomycetes; Serinales; Debaryomycetaceae. The coding region runs from base 122 to 496 and encodes 124 amino acids. The record is from RefSeq and is a predicted model, not a curated record. Gene Ontology annotation, biological process: mitochondrial electron transport, ubiquinol to cytochrome c.
UAAGUAAUUUAUCAAAGAUACACGACUAGUAAAAAUGAAGAGCGAAAUUGAUAUUGAAAAUAUGAACCAACAAGCUUGUCAAAUAUAGUCAAUAUCGUAUAGUACAAUAACAAUCAUCAAUAUGGCCUCUAUUACUUCUAUAGUUAAGACAUCUGAUUUCAUUUUGUCAAGACCAACAUUAUCUAAAAUUGUUACUCCUAUAGCUAGAGCCUUUGUUGCUUAUGCUGGUUACAGAGAAAUGGGAUUAAAAUUUAAUGAUUUAAUUAUGGAAGAAACUCCAAUUGCUCAAAAGGCUAUUUCUAGAUUACCUGAAGAUGAAAUUUAUGCCAGAAACUAUAGAAUCUUAACUGCUCAUCAAUUAGCUCUUUCUCAUCAACUUUUACCUCCAAAUAAGGCUGUUCAACCUGAAGAAGAUACUCACUAUUUAAUUCCAUACUUAUUAGAAGCUGAAAAGGAAGCCUUUGAAAAAGUCGAAUUAGAUAACAUUGAAGUUUGAGCUCAUUGUGGAACUCAUUUGCUUGCAUUUACUAUCAAAUCCAUAUAUAUAUGUUUACGACCCACCCACCCAGUCCAAUUCACAACAUCACUAUUUAUCAUAAUGACACCUUAGAUAUCGGACUUGCUUUUAUAGUAACCUCACUACAAUACACAUGCUAUAAUAUAUUUACCAUUAAAUUGUAGGAAAGAAAGAAAGAAAA